Messenger RNA from Fusarium subglutinans, 1374 nucleotides. RefSeq names its product c6 zinc finger. Gene Ontology annotation, biological process: regulation of DNA-templated transcription. The coding region runs from base 1 to 1374 and encodes 457 amino acids. Gene Ontology annotation, molecular function: zinc ion binding; DNA-binding transcription factor activity, RNA polymerase II-specific. NCBI's taxonomy places the organism in Eukaryota, Fungi, Ascomycota, Sordariomycetes, Hypocreales, Nectriaceae. The record is from RefSeq and is a predicted model, not a curated record. The transcript is spliced from 4 exons.
AUGGACUCACUCGGGUCGCUGGCUGCGCGCAAGAUGGACCGCUCAGCAGCCUCGAGACAGAAGAGCUGCAACGCCUGCGUGAGAGGGAAGCGCAAGUGCGACAAGAAGACCCCCCGCUGUACUCGCUGUGCGGCAAAGGGCCUCGACUGUGUAUACCAGAGAUUGCCGCCAGGGGCCAACUUUCACGACGACGAUCUGUGUGCCGGUCUUGGCGCUACUGACAAUCUGGACGAAGUCCCUGAUUUUGAUAUGGGCUUCGAUAUCAACAACUUGGGAGCAGACUCGAGUGCCAGCACCAGCACCAGCACCAGCACCAGCAACCCCACGCCCGAUAGCUUCGACAGAGUCACCACAUCGUCGAUAGAGCUCGACUCUCCCCUUGACUUCUCCAUCAUCGACCAUCUCAUGGCCAACGAUACAUCUCUUGGUUCCGAGCUAUGGAACAUGGGUGACUAUGGCAACAACAAGCUCGGUAUACCGCCCGUGCCAGCAGGGCCUAUCGUCCUCCGCGAUGUGGCUGUUCUGGAUAGAGUAGAUGCCUGCUUGGCCGACUUCAACCCGCUGGACGUGUACGACCCUCGUACCCGCGUGGGAUACACAGUAGAUAUCAUCACCAACCUCUACCGGGACUUCGCUCGGACUCGCCGGCUGCCCUUCAUCCACCCCCGUCUCUACGGCUCCAACCUCCCAAAGACCAUGCUAGCAGCCUUCUCAGCGGCGUCAGCCUAUUCAGCGCGAACUCCCGAGAACAAAGGCUGGGUGUACAAGCUCAUCACCGACAUGGCCAAGGAGAUCCAUCGCGAGGGUGAGCGGGCCUCGACGCCGGCGGAGAAGCUGGCGCGGGUGCAGGCUCUGGUUGUUCUGGACUCUAUCCGUAUGUUCGACGGCGACGUUACUCUGAGGGCAACGAGCGAGCGCGAGAUGUCGCAGUUUAUUGCGUGGAUGUUUGCUCUGAAAGAGGUGGAAGAGGAGUUGUCAGUGGGGGAUGAGCCUGGUGCUACAACGAUGAAAGGUCCACCUCCACCAAGCUGGGAGAGUUGGCUGCUUGCCGAGAGUAUACGCCGAACCACUGUCAUGUCAUUUGCUUUCGUCUGCAUGACAAGCAUACUCAAGUCCCUUGAGCCACCGUGCGGUAUCAUGGAGGGGCCAGCCUUUCAGUUCACUGCAUCGAGAUACCUCUGGGAAGCCGAUUCGUCAAUGGCCUUCUAUCGGGCGUGGCAGACCAAACCACAAUACCCGGUGCGGAAUCUCGACUUCAAGGGUGUCUGGUUGCAUGCCCAGCCUGAGGAUGUUGAUGAGUUUACGAAGCUAAUGCUUACUGCACAAAUGGGCCCCGAAGCUAUUGAUCAGUUCAUGAUGGGUGCUACGUGUUGA